Lodderomyces beijingensis is the source of this 1431-nucleotide messenger RNA. The record is from the annotation of a GenBank genome assembly. Lineage: Eukaryota; Fungi; Ascomycota; Pichiomycetes; Serinales; Debaryomycetaceae.
AUGGCAACUACACUUCCUGAGAAAUUGAACGCUGCCUUGGAGGACAUCGAAGGCCAGUUCUACAUCGAUGACGACUUUUUGAUCAAAGCGUCGGAGUAUUUCGAAGAGUCGAUGAAGCAGGGGUUGGAAGCCUCCAAGCCCGACAGAAAGCACAUGCCCAUGAUUCCUUCCUACGUUACAAGUUUGCCCAGUGGUAAGGAGAGUGGGUUGUAUUUGGCAGCAGACUUGGGCGGUACCAACUUCCGAGUGUGCUCGGUCGACUUGCACGGCGACCACACUUUUGAUCUCAAGCAAUCGAAAUACAAGAUCCCCCACGAUUUAAUGGUUGGAAAUCACGCCGACCAUCUUUUCAAAUACUUGGCCGACAAGAUCCAGACUUUUCUCGAUGAGCACCACGCCGACGUCAAGGAAACUCAAGGCGAGGAUUUGAAGUUGGGAUUCACCUUUUCCUUCCCCGUGGAGCAAACGGCUUUGGAUAGAGGCAAAUUGCUCAGAUGGACCAAGAGUUUCGAUAUCCCCGAUACCGUGGGCAGAGAUGUUGUUCAGUUGUUACAGGCCAACUUGACCGUGUUGGAAAUACCCGUGCAGGUGGUGGCAUUGGCCAAUGACACCGUGGGCACUUUGUUGUCGAGAUCUUAUGCAAACAACCCCGCGUACACCAACGCCAACACCAUCAUUGGCUUGAUCUUUGGUACCGGUACCAAUGGUGCUUAUUUUGAAACCAUCGACAAAAUCACCAAAUUGGAAAAUGCGCCCAAGGGAGCUAAGGGGAUGGUGAUCAACACUGAGUGGGGUUCAUUUGACAAUGAAUUGCACAUCUUGCCAAACACAAUCUUUGACCAGAUUGUCGACUCUGAAACCGCCAAUAAGGGCUAUCACAUGUUUGAAAAGAGAAUCAGUGGGUUGUUUCUCGGUGAGAUCUUGAGAGUGGCAUUGAUGUACUUGUUUGAAAAGGGGUUCAUUUUCCAAGACUUGUACAACGAUAGAGGAGGAAGCUUGCCACAUAGAUUGGUUCAGCCAUGGCAGUUGGACUCGGAGGUUCUCUCAUACAUCCAAAUCGACGACUCGACAAAUUUGAAAAUGUCCGAGUUGAUUUUACAAAACACCUUGAGAUUACCAACCAACACCCACGAGAGAAUCGUCAUUCAAAGACUCACGAGAGCGAUUUCCAAGAGAGCCGCGCAAUUGGCUGCCAUCCCCAUCGCCACAAUUGUAAGGGACGUCAAGGACCAAUACAAGGACGACGACAAGGACUUUGAAAUUGGAUGCGACGGGUCCGUUAUUGAGUUUUAUCCUGGUUUCAAAGACGAAAUCAUGAAGGCAUUCCAAGUGAUUGACCCUUUGAAGGGAUCCACCAAACAAGUGCACUUGAAGAUUGCAAAAGACGGUUCCGGUGUCGGUGCUGCAUUAAUCGCUGCCACGGCUGUCUAA